AUGUCCGCCAAUCUCGGACGUCGGCUUUUUACCCAAUUUUGGGAAUCGGCCCACCCUUUUUUCGGCCGCAUACGACCAGAUCGCAUAUCCGCCGCCGACGCCUCCUCAGGCAAGCUUCUCGACUCAUUUGUGGCUGGUCCGCGGCGUUUGUCUACAGCUCCUAAAUCUACUCAACUGACUAGACGAUUCGCUUCGGGUGGCUUUCUUGCCCUUUUCUCUCCCAGCUACACUGCUGCAGAAACCAGUGCGGCAUGCUUCAUAACCUCCAAAACGAUAUCAACCCACUAUCUCUGGAAGCGAGCUCUCCACACAUCACGAAAUGGGCAACACAACGGAGUACCUUCCGAUGGUCAUCAGGCCUCGAAGGGCGAUGAUUCCUCUCAAGCUGUCCAAGACACCGACACCACUACUCAAAUUUCUCCUCCGAAGCUGCAAGCGCAUGAUCCGCAUCCCGCACGGCCCUCGAAUCGCCAUUUAAUGGAUCGCCUACCGCAUAUACCACAUUUACACCGACCAACAAAGGAGGAACUUUUGGAGGCGGCAACUGGUUUCUGGUCACGCCUUAAGGUGCGAUUUAAGUGGUUCUCGAUACGAAGUGUACGGCCCUUCAACCUUGACGAGAUUACGGCACUAUUUUCCUGGGUCCUUCUAGGUCAUGUCGUAUGGGUCGUAGUGGGAACAACCACAUUUUUUUCCCUUUUGAUCUUGGCCAUCAACACCGUCUUCGCACAGGAAACGCUGGCCGGAUGGGUGGGCAAUUACCUGACCAAGUCCUCUGGCGUUCAGGUUGUUUUCGAGUCUGCCAUUGUGCCCAAGUGGAAAAACGGUGUGAUCACUUUCAAAAAUGUAUUUGUUUCGAGGCGGCCGGGUCAAGGCACGGGCCAUGUCAGUAAAGGUUCUUCAAAGACCGCUGCCGCUGCCGCCGCCGCCGCAGCCCGAGGUGAAUCCGGGCUGGACGAUCAACUCGUCCCCGAAGAAGAGGAUACUAAUUACACACAGUUUGACGUGUCACUUGAAACCGUCAACGUGACGCUGUCAUUUACCAAGUGGCUGAAUGGAAAGGGUCCGUUGCGGGAUGUGGAAGUCAAGGGAAUCCGAGGUAUUAUUGAUCGCCGGCAUGUUUUCUGGCCGGAAGAUGAUCUUGAUCCCAAGUCCUACCGGCACGAGCAUCACCCCGGGGAUUUCGAAAUUGACUCGUUCAAAAUGCACGACGUAUUGGUGACCGUCUAUCAGCCCGAUAACUUCCGUCCAUUUUCAGUCAGCAUAUUCUCAUGCGAUCUCCCUCAGCUGCGGAAGCAAUGGUUGUUCUAUGACUUCAUGUCAGCUAAUAUGAUGUCGGGCUCCUUCGAUAAUUCUCUGUUCACUAUCCAUCCGCGCCAAACCAAUGGCUUUACAGGCGGCCGAUGGGAUCAAGGCACAGAGGAAGAUGGCAACACCAGUCCGUGGAAAAAACACAGCAGAAUUCGUGUCGACGGGCUCAAUGUCGACCAUUUGAAUCGCGGUGUCCAGGGCCCAUUUUCAUGGAUCCAUGAAGGCACUGUGGACAUUGUAGCCGACAUUAUGUUCCCUACUGAGAACGAUGAGAGCUUGGCGAAAGUGAUGGCUGAUUUCUAUGAUCGACUUGAAGCCACUGUCACCUCCAACCAGGAUUCAGACUCUCUUAGCCAGCGAGCCGAUGUCGAUCUCGAAAAUGUUUCCGAUGUUGAUAAGCGAUUUCUAAUGAUGGACCUACGAGUUCAGAUGAACAAUGUUCGGGCCGCGGUCCCCAUCUUCACUAGAGAUCUCUCUUACAUCAACAACGCUCUUAUUCGCCCAAUUGUUGCGUACAUCAACUCCAAACGCACCUUCAUUCCCAUCAACUGCCGACUUGUCAAGCGCGCCGGUGAUUUUGAUGGUAGUUGGACCAUUUUCGACAGCGGAUUGAUGGACGACCUGUCAGCUGCCACCUAUGAUGCCUUCGCUCGGGACGUUAUGGACGAUCAAGCCCGCAAACGGCGAUUCAAAAAAGUUGGAUUUUGGUCUCUGCAGCUAGCAGCACAGGCUAUCUUCAUGGGCAUGGCGGGCAACAUCGCAUGA
This is a messenger RNA of Penicillium odoratum, 2076 nucleotides long. Its product is annotated as mitochondrial distribution and morphology protein. Gene Ontology annotation, cellular component: mitochondrial inner membrane. The transcript is spliced from 3 exons. Gene Ontology annotation, biological process: mitochondrion inheritance. The record is from RefSeq and is a predicted model, not a curated record. NCBI's taxonomy places the organism in Eukaryota, Fungi, Ascomycota, Eurotiomycetes, Eurotiales, Aspergillaceae. The coding region runs from base 1 to 2076 and encodes 691 amino acids.